AGAGUGUCCGGACUGGAAGGGGGGUGAAAGCUUCCGGACUGGAAGGGGGGGAAAGCUUCCGGACUGGAAGGGGGGAAAGCUUCCGGACUGGAAAGUGUCCGGACUGGAAGGGGGUGAGAGUGUCCGGACUGGAAGGGGGUGAGAGUGUCUGGACUGGAAGGGGGUAAAUGAGUCCGGACUAGAAGGGGGGGAAACUGUCCAGACUGGAAGGGGGUGAAAAUGUCCGGACUGGAAGGGGGGGGAAAGUGUCCGGACAGGAAGGGGGGGAAAGUGUCCGGACUGAAGGGGGGGACAGGAAGGGGGGGAAAGUGUCUGGACUGGAAGGGGGGGAAAGUGUCCGGACUGGAAGGGGGGGGAAGUGUCCGGACUGGAAGGGGGGGAAAGUGUCCGGACUGGAAGAGGGCCAACAGCCGUGAAACGGGUAGACCUGUUGGAAUAAGGGGGGGGGAAAGUGCCGGACUGAAAAGCGAAGAAAGUGUCCUGGAAUGG
Messenger RNA from Staurois parvus, 489 nucleotides. Lineage: Eukaryota; Metazoa; Chordata; Amphibia; Anura; Ranidae. The record is from the annotation of a GenBank genome assembly.